AAACAAAAGAGCCCGCUCCUCACACACACUCGGCUCUGCGCUCUGGCUCCUCCCAGUGUGUAGCGGGUGACAGCUGGGAGAGCUGCGUGCUGGUGAGAAGCCUUCAUCUCUAAAUAGGAUGAGCAGCCGCUUUGGUGCUCCGGAGCUACGAAUGGUUCGGACCGCUUGGCUGAUCAGUUCUGCUGGAGCCGCACUUUGUUUCCGCGCGCAGUUCGCUCUCACGGAUUGUUUCGAUACUUGGAUUUCCAAUGGAUAUUCCGCUGUGAGAGAGGGGCGCACUGACACGGCUGAAGUAAAGUAGUAAUCAGGAGCCAGUAGGCAGUGCAACAAUGAGGUCGGAGGCCUUGUUGCUGUAUUUCACCCUGCUGCAGAUAGCUGGGGCCGGCUUCCCAGAGGAUUCAGAGCCAAUCAGUAUUUCACAUGGCAACUAUACAAAACAAUACCCAGUGUUCGUCGGCCACAAACCAGGAAGGAACAGCACACAGCGGCACAAGUUGGACAUCCAGCUGAUCGUCAUAACCAACCGGACUCUAUACGUUGCUGCGAGGGAUCACGUAUAUACAGUGGACAUCGACACAGCCAACAGCGAAGAGAUCUUUUUCAGCAAGAAAAUGACGUGGAAGUCCAGGCAAGCGGAUGUGGACACUUGUAGAAUGAAAGGGAAGCAUAAGGAUGAGUGCCACAAUUUCAUCAAGGUCCUUCUCCAGCAAAACAAUGACACCCUGUUUGUGUGCGGAACGAACGCUUUCAACCCUUCCUGUCGAACGUACAAGACAGACACCCUGGACACCCUUGGAGAGGAGAUUAGCGGAAUGGCCCGAUGCCCAUAUGAUGCCAAGCAUGCCAAUGUUGCCUUGUUUGCUGAUGGAAAGCUGUACUCUGCCACGGUCACCGACUUUCUGGCUAUCGACGCUGUCAUUUAUCGCAGUCUAGGAGACAGUCCGACUCUACGAACAGUAAAGCACGAUUCAAAGUGGCUAAAAGAGCCCUAUUUUGUCCAGGCGGUGGAUUACGGAGACUUCAUUUACUUUUUCUAUCGGGAAAUCGCCAUGGAGUACAACAGCAUGGGAAAGGUGGUUUUCCCCCGAGUGGCUCGGGUGUGUAAGAACGAUCGCGGCGGUUCACAGCGUGUCCUGGAGAAACAGUGGACGUCUUUCUUAAAGGCCCGUCUGAACUGCUCCAUCCCCGGAGACUCGCACUUCUACUUCAACAUCCUGCAGGCUGUCACUGACGUCAUCCAUAUUAAUGGGCGUGAUGUUGUCAUGGCAACCUUCUCCACGCCGUACAACAGCAUUCCAGGCUCAGCCGUCUGUGCCUAUGACAUGGCCGACAUCGCUACAGCCUUCACGGGCCGUUUCAAAGAGCAGAAGUCCCCUGAUUCCACCUGGACCCCGGUGCCCGAGGAGAAAGUUCCCAAGCCCAGGCCAGGCUGCUGUGCUGGGACACCAUCAGUGGAAAAGUACAAAGUGUCCAACGAAUUCCCAGACGACACGUUGAACUUCAUCAAGAUGCAUCCUCUGAUGGAAGAGGCAGUGCCCUCUAUCGCCAACCGCCCUUGGUUUCUCAAGACUAUGGUUCGAUACCGGCUCACGCGCAUAGCAGUGGAUAAUGCCGCCGGGCCCUAUCGCAACCACACCGUCGUUUUCCUGGGCUCAGAAAGAGGCAUCAUCCUCAAGUUCCUGGCUAAAAUGAACAGCGGCUUCCUGAACGACAGCCUCUUCCUGGAGGAGCUGAGCAUCUACAACCCCGAGAAGUGCAGCAUUGACGGCGUAGACGAUAAACGCAUAAUCAACAUGCAGAUCGACAGCAAAAGUCACGCUCUGUUUGUAGCCUUCACGUCCUGUGUAGUCAAGGUUCCACUAUCGCGGUGUGAGAGACAUGGGAGAUGCAAAAAGUCCUGCAUCGCCUCCAGAGACCCCUACUGUGGCUGGCUGUCGGAGGGAGCCUGCAGAGAAGUCGUCACCAGCACAAAAUGGUCAUUCGAGCAGGACGUGGAGCAGGGCAACACAGAUGGACUGGGAGACUGCCAAAACUCCUUUGUGGCUCUAAAUGGCCGUUCCACCUCCACCUUUCUCAGCACUGUCCAGCCCGCCGCCAGCGGGCCGCUGGGACAGGACCGCAUGGUCGAGUCCAAGGACCCGCCCCUGCCCACCGAUAAGAGGGACCCUUAUAUCGCGGUGCCCUCUCUAACCCAGCAGGAGUCCACUGGAGUGAUUCGUGAGAGCUUCCAGAAAGGACGGGAUCAGAUGGUCCCCAUCACUCUGCUUGCCGUCGCUGUGAUCCUGGCCUUUGUCAUGGGUGCCGUCUUCUCAGGAAUCAUAGUCUACUGCGUGUGUGACCACCACCGCCGACGCGACUUCGAGAUCCCCGGACGCAAGGAUAAGGACUCUGUCAACUCCAGACGAGGCUCCAUGAACAGUGUCACCAAGCUGACAGGCCUAUUCGAGACUCAAGCAAAAGAUGGCCGCCCUGAGGCCAUCCUAGCACCCUUGAUGCACAAUGGACGCCUGACCAAUGGCAAGAUGCUCAUCAAGGCCGAACAGCACCACCUGGACCUGGCCGCUCUGCCGACUCCAGAGUCCACCCCGAUGCAGCCACGCCGCAAACCAAGCCGGGGCAGCCGCGAAUGGGAGCGAAACCAGAACUUGAUCAACGCCUGUGCCAAAGACCUAGCCUCAAUGGGCUCACCAGUCAUCCCAACUGACCUGCCACUGAGGGCGUCGCCAGGCCACAUCCCUAGUGUGGUGGUGCUGCCUUUACCUCAGCACCAGCAGGCCUAUCAGCACGAGUACGUCGAGCAGCCACAUUUGCCUGAUGACCAAGCCGCCACUCUGGAGUACAAAACCAUGAAGAGUCCCUGCCACAGUCUUAGCAUGUCGGACAGUGAUGGGAUACCGCCUCGAGUCCCACAGCGGGAGGCCUCUUUGGCCGCUGUGGUGCCACCAGCCGUCCCACAAAUGGGCAAGAGGCUGGACAUGUACAGUCGUGGGUAUCCUGCAAGCUCCAGCAAGCAGAAGAAGCAGCACAACACCAAUUCCUCCAACUCAUCCCAUUUGUCGAGAAACCACAGCUUCGCCAGGGCUGAAACUCCGCCACCGGCCCCACAAAGGGUGGACUCCAUGCAUCUCGGCUCCCCUCCACCCAUGGGCCUUACGCGGCACUCCAGCCUGAGCUCCUACGGCUCACUGCCCCGCUGCAGCAGCUCCAGCAGGCACCUCAAGCCCGAUGUUCCACCUAAACCCUCGCAAGUCUCCCUCUCCUCAAAAGUCAAGUCCAGUGACUUAUGCACAUAAAGCAGCGUAAGGGGAAAACGGGGGAUACACAAAGUGCAUCUGCGUUGUACAGCUGUGUACAGGAAAUGCAACUCACUGUUUUUUUAAGAAAACAAACAACAACAAAAAAAUGUUUUUCAUAUAUAUGGAGGUGUCGAGCUCAGGCUGGUAAUGUCCGGAUUCCCGGACGGCAGGAGAUGGAACACCUGCUACUGAAAAGAGAAGGACACUCUCUUAAAUCUUUCAUCGCCGAGCCACAACGUUUAGCCAUAUUUUUUUUUGUCGUUUUUGUUGGUUUUUUUUCCAGAAAUGACAGUAUGUCAGUCUGAGGACACAGCCACGUUGCAACUGUUGUUUUGUUCUCUUAACGGACUGCCAAAAGCACAUCACGGAGAGGAGUGUAAUUGUAUAGUUCGGUAGCUGGGACAUGCCCCAGUUCAAAGCACUUGGACGCAGCAAGCUCAGACUGGAACAACUGCUGCUUUACAAUGGAAAACUGUGAAAUAAGAAUAAGUAAGAAAAAAAAACAGAACGAGAAAAAAAGAAGAUUCUCAACGCCUCUCAGUGUUGCAGCUACUGGACACAGCAAUCAAGUUCUGCCUUUUGCAAGGUCUGAAAAAUCGUCUACUGUAACUGGUGACUGCUUAACCCGUGACUGUUAGUACUAAUAGUUGGUUGUAUUUAUUUUUAAUAAAGUGCUUUCAAAGAAAGACUGACUCUUUUUAGGCUCAGACAGAGAGAGAGAGAGAGAAGAGAUCUUUUUAAUUUUAAUUAAUUGUGUGAAAUUAUUUAAAGUCAUUCAACUGGAGCCAGUACCACUUUUCUUGCUUCUUGUGGAAAAAAAGAUCCUCUAACUUCUUUGGGAUGUUGCUGAGUGAACUCGGAGAGAAUUAAGUUCUCUGCACGGAGGAGAUAUUUAUUGAACUGUGCCAGAGGAGCUCGGGAAGGGCUCUGAAAAUAGCAGCACCCUAAGAUGAUAAGAACCUCCCUUUUGUGAAAUAAAAAGGAUAGAAAAUGAAAGACAGGAAAAAAAAAAAAAGAAUCCUCAAACUGGAACUCCUAGAUCGCACCCUCACCUUUCCAUGGGCAUCUCCAUUCAGCACUGUGGAUCGUGUCAGUAACUUCUACUCCUACAGCUUCACCGAGUGCCAUUCUGAUUCACGUUUUUGCAUGAAAGUGUGCAAAGACUGAGAAGAAGAAGAAGAAGAAGAAGAAGAAGAGGAAGAACAAAAAAAAGCCCCAGAUAAUCUGCACUUAAAACAUGCAGCGAGACAAAUGGGUGGAUGUUGGCGCACGACCAGCAGGGGUGUGGGGGGGGGGGGGUGCUUCGUUUAGUUUUUUAUUUUAUUUUUUAUUUGGCAGGUAUCAAAACGUAUCAAUUUUACAGUCUCUUCUUCACACAGGCCCUUUCAUUGUAUUACAUCUGUUUGGUAGCCUGCUUUUUUUUUCUUUUCUUUUUUUUUUUGGUUUCUUCCACGUGUAAAUUUGUGCCUUACACCCCUGAGUAGUGAAGAGUUUGUUAGCUGUUAACUGUUACCUAGUAGUUCUUAUUGAUCUGAUUAUGUAUUUCCCUCAUUUGAUGAAAAAGCAAUUAAAGAAUGUAGGUGUUCUUGUUGUUCAUUCUGCUCCCUUUGGAAAUAUUGGGUGGGAGGGGCUAACCACAAACUUUGUAAUUGAUUUAUUUCUGAUUGUGCCAAUGAAAACGCUUGAAACGCCCUUUUGUCGUGUUGGCGGUGUGUCGUCCAUGCUGGUUUUGUUUUGUUUUGUUUUCUGUUUUGUUUUUUUUUAGAGUCUUGAUGUUUUUAUUUGACUUUUAUCUGACCACAUUCUAGGUUAAGCGGUGUGUAUUCCUGAAAAGGCCUCCUUGGUUCUGGUACAAUGCAAUAAUAUCUAAUAAUAGCUAAAGGCUAAUUCAGCUACAGAACUAAUGCCCCCCUUAAAACACACUAGGGUCCUAAUGCUCAUUAUAAAACUCAGUUUCUAGGCAGCAAAUACAGGCUGGCUCCUGUGAAGAGAAGCACUUGAAUAAUAUUAGGGAACAUAUUAAUGCUUUCGAUGUUUAUGACAGAUGCCGACUAAUAAAAUUCCUUAACUUGUUAAAUCGUUUUGCGUAAAAAGACGGGCUUUUAAUUGUCUGAUUUGGGUAUUUAACUGUUUAAUAUGUUUUAUGGCUCUCACCUCUUCCCCUAAAUGAACCCAGCGCUCCUCUGUUGUAGUCUCUGUAGGCCAGUGAGUUUUCUACUUCAACUUUCCCACUGGGGUUCCUUACAAAUCCUAAAAAAGCAGCUCAUCAAUCAAACAGAUCCCCACCCUGGCCUUCGGGCGUGUGUUUACUUGGACUAACGUGUACAUAGAUGCUUGUAGGGUCAGAUUGCAUUGGCCUGUCUGGGGUCAGGUUAGGAGUAGGACCGGGACACUCAUGCUCACACCUCUUUCUCUGAGUAAUGCAUCUCUGCCCACGCGUUUUGAUGGUGUUCGUGGACAGUGGGCCCUUUGGUGUGCCUUUUGUCUUUCACCCUUUUGCUAUACACUGAUAGAGGCAAACCAAGUUGGAAAUUUUUGGAAAUCGUUUGAAGUUUGUAUGCCUGUAAGAUAUUGUUCUGUCACACGUUCUUUUUUUUUUCUUGCCCUUCUCCAACCUCCUUAACAUCUGAUUCACAGAUAAAUGUAUGUUGUAAAGAAAUUCUCUUUAAUAAAUGAAAAAAAGUAAUAAAAAUGUUUUAAAUUCUUGUCACAAA
Astyanax mexicanus (Mexican tetra) is the source of this 6010-nucleotide messenger RNA. RefSeq names its product sema domain, transmembrane domain (TM), and cytoplasmic domain, (semaphorin) 6A (gene sema6a). The transcript is spliced from 19 exons. Gene Ontology annotation, molecular function: semaphorin receptor binding; chemorepellent activity. The record is from RefSeq and is a predicted model, not a curated record. Gene Ontology annotation, biological process: positive regulation of neuron migration; negative regulation of axon extension involved in axon guidance; neural crest cell migration. Bases 330 to 3293 code for a protein of 987 amino acids. Lineage: Eukaryota; Metazoa; Chordata; Actinopteri; Characiformes; Acestrorhamphidae.